This is a messenger RNA of Monodelphis domestica (gray short-tailed opossum), 5618 nucleotides long. RefSeq names its product sphingosine-1-phosphate receptor 3 (gene S1PR3). Gene Ontology annotation, molecular function: sphingosine-1-phosphate receptor activity. Lineage: Eukaryota; Metazoa; Chordata; Mammalia; Didelphimorphia; Didelphidae. Gene Ontology annotation, cellular component: membrane. The record is from RefSeq and is a predicted model, not a curated record. Gene Ontology annotation, biological process: G protein-coupled receptor signaling pathway.
CUCCCCGCGGUUUAUAUACGGCAGCAUCUCCAGCCGCCGGGACUAGCCAUUAAGAAAAGCAUCAUGAGAGCGAUCUCCGAUGGGAGCCCCCCAAAAGGCCGCCCCCGCCUCCCGCCCCGCUGUUCCCCGCCUGGACAGAAGCCCGCCGGGCCCGAGCCCUCCUGCUAGGCACUCGCGAGCGCUUUGAAGCUGGACCCGGAGCAGCCACUAACCCCAGGCAGCAGAGACUGGCCGGAUCUAGAGGCGAGGAAGGAGACGGAGUUCGGCUCUUUGAAGGAGGGGCCGCGCGAAGAGAACCAACCACAGGCGGCCCAGGAGCGGGCCGGGGGGUGGCGGAGACGCUUCUGCAAAGAGAUCUAAAAAGGAGGAGAGCAGAAGGGAGGCGAGAGAAGGAGCGAAUGUGGAGUGAAGAAGCCGGCGGGGGCACAAAGGACUUUGGAGCAAUGAAGGGGGAGGCGGGAGGGAAGUAAAACCGUGGCUGCUUCGUUUGAAUGGAAAGGAGACUUCUAAGACUCGGGCCCGGGAGAGGAGGAGGGGGACGAGAGCGUGCAGAGUAGCCUGGGAGGCGCUUGGAAGAGCUUUGGUGACUCCUCCCCAGCCCUCCAGGAGCAAAGUCAGCCCCACUGCCUCCUACUCGUAGGGAGACUGCUUCACCCCCUGGACGGGGUGACACCAGCAGAGGCGCAAGCAAAGGCUUUAGCCUCCCUCCCGGCCGGCCGCCUGGAUUCUGCUCUCCCGAUCCUCCCGCAAGUUCCGCGACUGUCCUUUACUCCCCCGCUCCCCGUUUUGGAUCUUUUGGCCCAGAAAGAGAGGGGGAUCCUUCCCCGCAGGAUGCUGGCCGCCCGAGUGCCCCCCAAAGCAGAGGAUCCCAGCUUUAUUGGUGCUUCUGGAAUUUGAGCUGCAACAACUGCUGAAACUAAAGUGACUAUUGACCUACCCUGAAGAACGAGCACAUCUUGGGGAAUGUUACAUAGGCUCCCUCCUGUGUAUGCAGUCCGUGAAUGAAGGCAACGGCGAUGGCCCCUCCUGCAGGCAGUAACGCCUUCCCUGAAAACGGGACUGUGUCCCUUCAUUACAACUAUGUGGGCAAACUGGAAGAGAGGUUAAAGGACAGAGAAAGCAAUGAGCUGACAGACGCCAUUUUUCUCGUCAUCUGCAGCUUCAUUGUCCUGGAGAACUUGAUGGUCCUAAUCGCCAUUUGGAAGAACAACAAAUUCCACAACCGCAUGUACUUCUUCAUCGCUAACCUUGCUCUCUGUGACCUGUUGGCUGGCAUAGCUUACAAAGUCAACAUCCUGAUGUCUGGAAAGAAAACUCUGAGUUUGUCGUUGACAGUCUGGUUCCUGCGGGAAGGCAGCAUGUUUAUCGCACUCAGUGCUUCCACGUGCAGCUUAUUGGCCAUUGCCAUCGAAAGACACCUGACUAUGAUUAAAAUGAGGCCUUAUGACGCCAAUAAGAAGUACCGGGUAUUUCUGCUCAUUGGGAUGUGCUGGCUCAUUUCCUUUUCCCUGGGUGCCUUACCCAUCCUGGGGUGGAAUUGCCUUGACAACCUGCCCGACUGCUCAACAAUUCUGCCCCUCUAUUCCAAGAAGUACAUUGCAUUUUGUAUCAGCAUCUUCAUAACCAUUCUGGUGACCAUUGUGAUUCUCUACGCCCGUAUUUACAUCUUGGUGAAAUCCAGCAGCCGCAAGGUCACCCAGCACAACAACUCGGAAAGGUCCAUGGCGCUGCUCAGAACGGUGGUGAUUGUGGUCAGCAUCUUCAUUGCCUGCUGGGCACCUCUCUUCAUCCUUUUCCUUAUUGAUGUUGCCUGCAAAGUUAAAGAGUGCGCCAUCCUCUUUAAAGCCCCCUGGUUCAUUGCUUUAGCUGUCCUCAACUCUGCCAUGAAUCCUGUCAUCUAUACCCUGGCCAGCAAGGAAAUGCGGAGAGCUUUCUUUCGCCUUGUGUGUAGCUGCCUGCUCAGGAACAAAAUGUCUCCCUCCUCGCCUAGCCAGCCAGCGCCGCAUCAAAGUCGAACUAAAUCAUGCAGCAGCACCAAUGGUAACAACAUGCCCAAACCAAGGGAGAACUUCCCACAAAUCAGUGCCGCCCCAGGCAGCAUCAGAAAGACUGAGCCUCUCUACAACGGGAUUUUGGGCCAGUGAAGACUUUGGAGAGAACAACUUUCAGAGACUUACAGUAAAGGGGAAAACACUAGCUGUUCAUCUAUGUUUCUAUUUAUUGCAUGAAUUCCUUCAGUCUUGUUUCUUUCAAAGUGCUGACUCGGGAAUAUUUGCUUUAUUAAACCCAAAGCCUGCACGUUGUGGGUGUAUGUUAACCAGUAGAUCACACAUUAUGGAUAGUCUAGCCAAGAAGGGUCCGUGCAAGUGUUAGCCAGCAUUGCCCUCCAGGACCUUCUGACUUUUCCAAGCUCAGCGCACAACACAGAGAGCUGUGCUCUGCCACCCUGCAUGGCUUCUUGUUACCUGGGGGCAGCCCCACUGGAUCGCAGUGAGCAGUGCGUUUCUCGGUUUGUCUCCAGCUACUCUCUUAGCAGCAUUGUACAAUGUUUACUACACAGAGUACACCUGCUUGUAUUUGUAUAUUAACAUUAACCGUCAAUUACCUACAGAAGUUUACAGGGCGAUACAUGGAACAUUGUAACUGUUAGGAAACUGUCCAUGAAAGAAUGUUGCCAUUUAAAUAGCACGGAUUACGGUAUAGGAAGAAAUAAUUGUCAAUUUAGCAAACUCCAGGCUAUUAAACUGCCAGAGACUAGAAUUCAUUAAAGAAAGCAGCUGCUUGCUGGGCUUCUCAGGCUCCACACAGAGACUAGGUGGCAUAAGGAGUAGAGCUGUGGACUCCAGUCAAACCUUCCUUCAGAUCCAGUUGUGUGACCCUGAGGAAGUCACCUACUCUCUGUCUGGCCCAGUUUUCCUCAUCUGUAAAAAGGGCGGGGGGGGAAUAAUAGCAUCUACCUGCUAAGGAUCAAAUGAAGUAUUACUUGUAAAGUGCUUGACGGCCUUAUAAUCCAAUGUAAAUGCUGGAUAUUGUAUGGUAUGGUUUUGCCAAGCCUCUGUCUGAUGACGUGUUUAUAGCCUAUAAUGGAUCUGUUUGUCUUAUCUUUGCCUGGACCCCAGCUUGACCCACUUGUCGGAACGCACGCCAAGAAUGUAAUGUGCUUCUGGGAUUGUUUUAGGGUACGAGUCCUCUCUAGGGCAGGCCCGGACAUCCCCACAAGUCCAGAAUGCAGAAGACACACAUCCAAGAGGACAGAGCCAGGGCAAAGCCACAACGUGCAGCUCUCGUGCCUCAUUGCCUGGUCUUCUCAGAAGAGCAGGCAGACAGAGAGCUGCAGAGAACGCAGGGCAACCCCUUACGUGAACCCCACCAAAUGCCAACAGGCCAUCUUGGCAUUAUCUGGAUGUUACUGCUGAGAUGGGCACAAUUUCACGUGCGACUGUGAUCAAAAUGUCAGAAAAACACAAAGAAUGAUCAUCCAGACAGUGUUAAUGGCAGAUUAAAGCUGUGUCGGAGGCCUGCUUUUCACCCAGAGGUGCACAUCAUGGGGGCUCAGCAAGCCUAUAGGAAUCUCUCGGCUUCCUAAAGGAGCAUCUUCAAUGUUUCCAUCAUUUCUCAGUGACUUUGCACGUAAGAAGAAUGUACUCAGCAGCUAUUGAAGUAGCCAAUUAGAUCCGGGGCAGGGGAAGCACAUUGCUCGGCACCUGGGAUUUGGGGGUCCCAGCAUGGAAAUGUUCCUCAUCUUAGAACAAUAAGUCGGGCGCCUUCGAGACCUAACUGGGAGGACUGAGAUUCUAGGCGGCAGUCAAUAAGUGUCCCCGCGGUGUUCUGCAUCAUCAGUUAAGCUCAGACUUUGCUUGCUAUCAAUCCAGCAUUUUAGAUCAAUUCUGCCAUUUGCUCGACAAACUGGGCUUGGUUUUGAAAGUGGGAACUCUGGCUUAUCCCCUUCAUCUUAAAAGCAAACUCUGCAUGAAAAGCACUGCCAUGUAGUCACAGUGUGUGCGCUGUUUGUUAGCAAAAUGUUCUCCAGGGCCAUUGCUUUUUACUUGGAAAAUAACGGGCUGUUUGUAAAGAGGGCUCCGCGGGGCUUUCCACGAGCCUUUUCGAAGCCACCAAACCUAGGGUGGGCUUUUUAAUGACAAAAUGUUCCUAUUAAAUAAAGGCUUUACUGACGGCACGGAAUGUUGUGGGGCAUCUUUCCAGGAUUGUGUGCGUAGCAGAAAAAGAGCCAGAAGGACUAUAAUGCGGGUGAAAGGCUGGUCAAGGCGAGCCAGGGGUGCCUCUUGGGCUGACACACAUGAAACUGAUCUUUUUUCACCAGGUUCAGGAGGAUUCGGGACGUUUUAGGACCUACAGUGUCACCGUACUUAGCGAACAGCAUCCUGGUUUUGCAGACAAGCCAACCAAGCUUGCGUAAAGCGAGCUGCUCGGUGCUCCACAUUUUAACGUAGCGUGCUUUUGUCCUAGCCACAGGAGUUUGGGGAAGUGAACUGCUCUGCCUGACUCUCCAGCAGGUACCGCAGUACGUGAGUAAAAGCAUAUUAGAUGGCUGUUUUCAUUGGCGCCCAAUUGUGACUUGAAAAGUCUACAAGCUGGUCAAGCCUCUUCAUGUCUUUGAAAUAAGCGCAUUCAUUUACAGCCUCCCUUCCCAAGCCUUGAAACCUGUCCUUGGUCCUGAAGAAGCUGGAGACUAAUGGGAGAGAAUGCCUUCAGCAGGCUUCCUGGAUCAUUAUGGUCUUGUUGGCUCAGCAUUGAGGACAGUCACAUCUGGGUUCUCGUCAAAUCGGUUACAUGACGGGCUAACCACUGGGCAUACACACACCAGUACAAAGAGAUAGUUCUUGACUUCUAAUUUGGGGGGAAAGACACAGAAAGGGAGCCGAAAGGCAAAGUAAGGGGAGACGGAGGAGGCAGGGUGGCUGGUAGGAGCCCUUUCUCAAAAUGGAAGCCACAAAAUAGAAGGACUCCGCAGUAGGCAAGAGUGAUCUGAUCAGAGACAUAAGGCUACUUUCCUUCUCAUUUUGGCCCAUUUCUAGCAUUGUACUGAACCUAGAACAAACCACGUCAGUCUUCUUGUCAUGAGAUUUCUUCUGAAUACAGCCCGGAAGAUAAGAGGAUAGUUCAUGAUUGGAUGCUAACUCUAUCACAGAAUUGCAAAAUCCCAAAAUUAGGACAUUAAGAGCCAUCUGGUCUAACCAGUAACUUAAACGGUGAUUUCAAAAAACAAUUCAUGAGGAUAAUAUACUUUGGGUUAGAAGGAGCCCUAGAGGAUGCUGACUUGAAUCUUGUUUUACAAAAGGGGAAACAAAGGUCCAAAGAAAUGCCCAGCUAAAAGUCACACGUGGGUAAUAAGUGGCAGAGCUGGGUUUUGAACCCAUGUUUUGUUUUGUUUUGUUUUUUACUAAAUCUACGUCUUUACUCUGAAGUUUGGUGUUUGCUAUAAUUAUUUCUCAUUGUACCCCGUUAUGCAGUUUUAUAUAUUUGUUUAGUAAAAGAUACACAAUAUAGCAAUCAAAUAAUAGGUCAUAACAGUCAGCAAACACAAAUUUUCUUUCUCUAUUAAUACAGUUUGUAUUUUUAAUGUGUAAAAUAAAUUCAAAAUGUCAGUGUCAAAGCUA